GGUCGGCGACUCCCAGGUUGGUUGAUGUCAACCUCACUAGACAAAGCCAUCCCUGAUCUGGCAUAUUUGAGAUUUGAGUACCUCAAAUCAUGCACGUAACUGCCUCCUCUAGGCAUGUUGCCCCUGCUAAAACAUCUUGACAUCACCGGCGGUGAAGCCAUCAAAACCAUUGGGCCUGAGUUUCUGGGCCGCAAGUUCCCUGGAGCUUCCGCAUUUCCAAAAUUGAAAUAUCUGGAGUUUCACGAAAUGCCCAACUGGGAAGAAUGGUCAGUAUGGGGGAUGGAAGAAAAUGGUCAGGGACCGCACCUCAAGCUCUUUCCUAAUCUAAAGACGUUCAAGAUGAUAGACUGUCCCAAACUGAGAGCUCUACCAGAAGGCCUAUCCCAUGCUACCAAUUUGAAGGAAUUGUAUCUCGAGAGAACUCAAGACUUGAGAGAAAUCACAAACCUCCGCUUGAAUUACAAGCUCGAGGUCAAAGAUAACACGAUGCUGAAUAGAAUAUCCGACCUUUCCAUGAAGUAUCUGAAGGUGGAAGAUUGUCCGAAUCUGGAGUACGUGGAGAAUCUCGACAGGUUGCAACAGCUGGUCCUGAUAUGUCCACGACAAAUGAAGCAACUUCCGCAGUGGCUAUCAACCCUAAUUCAGCAGCGCCAAAGCAUUCCUUCCACUCAGUGGAGCUUCAGAAAACUGGAACUGCAAUGCAACAAGGUGUUGCUGAAGAGCUGUCUCAAGGGCAACGGGAAUUGGCAUAACAUUCAACAGAUUCCAGAUGUCAUAAUUCAAACCUAUUCCAGGAAAAAGUAUAUUCGAUAUAGCAAGCAUCCACCCAUGUACGAUGCAAAAGUAUGAUGAAUUCGUCAUUCCGGAUCAAUAAAAGGCCUCUGCCCGGUUAUUCUACUUAUAGAUUUAUUGUGAAUAAAGAAGCUAUUUGGAGCAGGGAUUCGAUGAUGUUGUCCUACUAUCAAGACUGUAUGCUUGUUUGUUUCCUUCUACGUUACUUACUUGUGUAUUUGCACCUACGCAAUAAUUUAUCUUUCCAAAAGAAUUUAGAACAAAUGAUGUGGUCAUGUAAAUAGUAUGAAGGCGUUGUCCAUAGGCAGUAGCUCAGCAUGAAGAUGUUGUCACUGAUCCAUAUACGGAGAUGGCACAGGGAGAUGAUUGACAAGAAUCUACGGACAAAUUUUCGUGCCUCAUCGCAAGUACAUUAUUCUUCCCUUUUCUCUUGUUGGUUGCUUUUAGCUGCUUAUAUUUUUAGGUUUUAUUACUACAUAAAGUUCUCGAUGUCUCUCUUCUUCAAAUGCUUCCUU
Messenger RNA from Musa acuminata subsp. malaccensis (wild Malaysian banana), 1307 nucleotides. RefSeq names its product putative disease resistance RPP13-like protein 1. The record is from RefSeq and is a predicted model, not a curated record. NCBI's taxonomy places the organism in Eukaryota, Viridiplantae, Streptophyta, Magnoliopsida, Zingiberales, Musaceae.